Molecule: messenger RNA, 4402 nt
Organism: Magallana angulata
Lineage: Eukaryota; Metazoa; Mollusca; Bivalvia; Ostreida; Ostreidae
Product: serine palmitoyltransferase 2-like
Exons: 13
Coding region: 58-1728 (556 amino acids)
Biological process (GO): ceramide biosynthetic process; sphingosine biosynthetic process
Cellular component (GO): serine palmitoyltransferase complex
Molecular function (GO): pyridoxal phosphate binding; serine C-palmitoyltransferase activity
Source: RefSeq, a predicted model, not a curated record
CGCGUUAUUCAACAGUUCGUCAAUGAGCAACUGGAAUGAUAGUGUAAACACGCGAAAAUGGCAAGGGAUGGAUUUGAAGUGGCGGUGAACGGAAUUAAUAACAAUUAUAAACAUUCAAAUGGAAAAUCCAACGGCAUAUCCGCAUAUUCGAACGGACACAAAGUAAAUGGAACCCAAAGUAAAGUGCAGUCUACAAAAAGUACACCUACAUUCAAAGAACAUUUUGAACAGACCCCACUUGGUGUUGCAAUAUGGACAUACUUAGGAUAUGCUAUUUUAGUUGUGAUCGGACAAAUUAGAGAUUUCCUUCGAAGUAUUGGAAUAGAAAAAAUCAAGUCAUGCACAGAACCCAAGUUACCAGGUUUUGUGCCUCUUUUCCAAAGUUGGGAAAGUUUCUACACCAGGAACUUGUACAGAAGGAUCCGAGACUGUUGGAACCGUCCAAUAGGAAGUGUGGCGGGGGCAGAGAUGGACAUUCUGGAGAGAGUUAGCCAUGACCAUGGUUGGAACUUUGAAUUGACUGGCAAAAAACAGAGGGUGUUGAACCUUGGGUCAUACAACUACCUGGGGUUUUCGCAGAAUGAGGGUCCGUGUGCAGAUGCGGUGGAGGACAUCGUCAAUAAAUACGGGGUCGGAACGUGUGCCAGUCGGCAGGAAAUGGGUUACCUUGACCUUCACAGAAAUCUUGACAUCUUAGUUGCCGAGUACCUAGGAGUGGAAGACGCCAUCACCGUUCCUAUGGGAUUUGCGACCAAUUCUAUGAACAUGCCACUCCUUGUUGGCAAAGGUUGUUUAAUUUUGAGUGAUGAAUUGAAUCACGCUUCACUGAUCUUGGGUUCGCGAUUGUCAGGAGCCAGCAUUAGAACAUUCAAACAUAAUGAUAUGGAAGAUUUAGAGGAAAAGCUACGUUUUGCUGUUGCUGAGGGAAUGCCAAGGACACAUAGGCCCUGGAAGAAGAUCCUUAUUGUAGUAGAGGGCAUUUAUAGUAUGGAGGGUUCCAUUGUACGACUUCCAGACAUCAUUCAGCUCAAAAAGAAAUACAAAGCAUACAUCUAUCUGGAUGAGGCACAUAGCAUAGGUGCUCUGGGACCUCAUGGGAAGGGCGUGGUUGAUUAUUUUGGACUGAAUCCAAAGGAUAUUGAUGUCAUGAUGGGGACCUUCACUAAAAGUUUUGGUGCUGUUGGUGGAUAUUUGGGAGGCUCUAAGAAUUUGGUAAACCACCUACGAGUGUCCUCCCAUUCAGCCAUUUACUCCGGUUCCAUGCCACCCUGUGUAAUUCAGCAGGUGAUCUCCUCCAUGAAAAUCAUGCUGGGAAAAGAUGGAACCAACGAAGGAAAGCAGAGGAUAGACACUCUGGCCUGGAAUACAACCUACUUCAGACAGAGACUAGUGGAGAUGGGCUUCAUUGUGUAUGGAAACGAACACUCCCCUGUUGUUCCAAUAUUGCUUUUUAUGCCAGGGAAAAUCAGUUGCCUUAGCAGAGAGUGUUUGAAGAGGGGACUGGGAAUUGUUGUUGUGGGUUUUCCUGCUACCCCUAUCAUAGAGUCCCGUGCCAGGUUCUGUCUCUCAGCCGCUCACACCAAGGAAAUGCUGGACAAAGCUUUAGAUAUUCUGGAUGAAGUUGGAGAUUUGUUGAAAUUAAAGUAUUCGAGAUUAAAAAGACAGCCAGCUUUAGCUGAAAGUGACAACAAAGAACUCAAAAAUGGCACAAGAAACUCAAGUGAGUAGUAAAUUUAAGGAUGACCAAUGGCUUCAGAAAAGAAUUAAGGGUUGUUCCACUUGGACUUUAGUCACUUCGAUCUCCCUUACCAAUGUGUUGUCUUCACACUUCACAGUAUUAUGACAUCUUUUCCUGCCAGCUAGUGCAAAAAUAUAUCAAGAGUGGCACAGGAAGAGAGAGAGAGCCAACAUUACCAAAUUAAAAAAGGGUAUCAUUUAAUGAGUUCACCAGAUAAUUCAUCAUUUGGUGCAACUGUAUUUAGACAUUAGUGGAAUUGAUUAUUUACAGGUCACUUUCCUCACAGAAACUACUGGACUGUCAAUUCUUUACUGUAAAAAUUCAUAGUAUAUAGAGCUAUCUUCGGCACUAUACGACUGCUAGUUCUUUUCCUAGAUGCAAAUAUCAAUUUUUGACAUACAUGUAUUAGUCAUAGUUUAGCACUGAUGUUAAUAAUUUUAAGACAUCCUUUAUUUACAAGACGGUUUUGUUUCCACUAGACAUUUUACACUUGUUAGAUUGUGUAUCACAACAAUUACAUGCAGAUUAACCAUGUAUAUUGACUGUUAUUUUUAUUCACGGUUGUGCUGUGUUAACUAUAUGCAUGAAAACUAUUACAUACAUGUAUCAUCAAAUGCAGAUCAUUCCUUCAUUAUAUGAUUAUAUGACAUAUUUUUUUAUUUUUUGGAUGUACGCUCACAUAUCAAUGUAUAUUAUCCUCAUGGAACUGGGUUAUUCAUAUACAUAUGAACUGCAGUUGCUUUGAGUGCUCUACUUAUACCACACUGAUGCCACAAGAUUAUUGCUGGGUUUAUUGUCAUUUUUUUCAUAAAUCUUUCAAGUGAUAUUUUUGAUAGGUAGAACUAAGUACAGUAGAUAUUAUCAAUGUCAAACUGUAUACUGCAUUUUUGCAGGCAUGUAAUAUAUAAAAAAAAUUUCAAUGUAAACAUAGUCAGGUAUUGUCACAUGAUGCUGGUCAUGUUUUUGUAUUUUUUUAUAGGUGUCAAUGAAUAUCAUAUCUUUCAUUUUAUUUAUUAUCAUUAACCAUAGAAAUUUCAUUUCAAUAGAGAUAAAGAUCAAGGAUCUCUCUUUCCAUUUGUUUUCAUCCGACCAUACAUUAAUACAACAUUGCAGUUGUGUAACUGGUACUUUAUUAAUUUACUUCCAACUUUGAUUAAGCUUUUAAAACAUGACUUCUUUUGCUCAACUAAAAACAUUGCCCCAUUUAUAUGUUGUUUCAGUCGUAUUUACUGCUACAUGUGUGCUGAACAAAUUUUUUUAUGUUCUUUUUCUAGGUUUUUUUUUUUUGUGAAAUGCAUUUAUUAAUAUGCUUAGUCUAUAUAAAAGCACUGAAUUGUACAAGGUUUGAGGACUUUAUGUAAUAGACAAGCCUGUACUUUCUUUUGCCACUAGGAAUACAUAUAAGACUUUGGUGUGCUCAUCUGUUUCAAGGAAUGUUCAAAAUAGAACUUAUUUCAUAUUAUAGAAUUAGGCUAAUGCAUUUAUUACUUAGGUUUAGGGAAUUUCUGACAUUGGUUGAAAUACAGAAUUUUAUUUCAUAAUAUUCUAAGACUUUCUUAUUGAUAUUCUAUGUACAAUUCUUUUGCUACCGUAUUCCUAUCUGCAUUGCUAUUUAUCUACCGGUACUAUUCUCUCUUUAAGUUAUUUUCAGUUUGGGUCAUUUCUUCUGUUUGUGUUUUAAUUUUAUAUUUAUUUUAAUUUUAUAUGCAAGAUUGUUAAGGUUAUGCAAAAAUUAACCCAUUUGCAACAGUUUAAAUUUAAGCUAUGUUCUACAACUAUAUUCCUGAUUGCUUUAAGUAUAAUUAAACUGUUCAAGGCAAUUUAAUUCCAAUUUGAUACGUCGGAGAAACCUUAUUUUUUGGUAUUGUUAAAAUUAUCAAUCGUUUUCCAAACAAUUUGCAUUCAAAUUCAGACAUUCUUCUUACUCAGUUCUAAAGCAAUACUGAAUGAUGCUCAGAAUAUUUCUUCUCUAUCCCAGUUAUGUGUUUUCCAAUGUGAACCCCUUGAAGACAUUAUCCCCCUAAGGCCCUAACACCAUCAUGUCAUCUAGAGUCACCAUUGGACCUGUAUGAAUUCCAUAUCCCUUCGUUUCAAUAAUAUUUAUUUUUUUGUUUAAGCAUAGAAUUAUGUAAGGUUCCAAAUAGGAAAUUUUUUGUUUUGUUUAUACCAAUAUAUGUGCCAUUUUGAUACACAUAUUUUACUUACUGCUACAUUUAUUGGAUGACAUUAAGCAAAUGUAUUUAUUUUUUACAUUUAUAAAUUUGUGUGCAUAUGUGUGAGUGAAUUUGCUUUCUUUUGUAUAUAUAUAUAUUCUCUUUUGAGUAUAAUUUAUUAAAUUUCUUGUUAAUAUGUAAUGUACAUGUAUAUCUUUCCCAUAUUCCAUUUAUAGUUUGUCACGAGUUUAUUCAAAAUUGCCUGAAUGAAACUUUUAUGGAUUAUGCAACUUGUCAAUGAGUCUCACGCGUGUCAACAAUAAAUGUAUGUCACAAGAGAAGAGACAGGUCGAGAGGGAAACUUUUUUUGUUUAUUUGACAAUGCACAAACAUGCAAAUUAUUCUUAUAAAACUAUGUGAUCUACAAUUUAUUAUGAGAGCCAAAAACGGCUGAAACAUGUUGAAAUCCUAUUUUUGUUUUUUGACAGAUAAAUAAAAAUUUAUUAAAUCA